AAGCGCUAUACAGCAUACAGGUGGAUAUUUAUACCGACUGUGUCCACUGAACUGGAUAGAACAGUCACAACCUUGACGUAGGUCAAAGGACCUAAAGAGCCAUGUCUGUAGAGUGGGUUAUAAAGAAUGCAGCUAAAACGGUAGGGGAAGGGCCCCACUGGGACAGUGCUACCAAUACAUUACUGUACGUAGAUAUUUACGAUAACGCUAUUCAUAGAUAUAAUCCAGCAACAGGAUCAGACGAAAAAAUUAAACUGGACGGUACAGUAGGUUUCGUAGUUCCCGCCAAAAAAGGUGGAUUGAUAGCAGGAGUGGGUCGUUGUCUAGUUCACGUAGACUGGGACACAAAGAGGACAACCAAAUUACACGAGGUGGAUAAAGGUCUAGAGACACGCUUUAAUGAUGGAAAAUGUGAUCCGAGAGGAAGAGUCUGGGCAGGAACAAUGGGACCUGUAGUACCGGAUGUACCCAACAUGAAGAAAAUAGGCAGUCUGUAUUGUUUAGAUCUAGAUGGCACGCUGCGCACGAUGAUUAAGGAUGUAGGAAUUUCAAACGGACUAGCUUGGUCAGAGGACGGAAAGUCGAUGUAUUAUAUCGACUCCACUCCACGACAACUUUACAGAUAUGACUUCGACCCUUCCACAGGCAGCAUAGACAACAAAACUGUAAUCGUUGACAAUUCUGGUAAGUCAGUACCAGAGUUUGGUUUACCAGAUGGAAUGACACUAGACACAGAAGGAAAGGCAUGGGUCGCCAAUUUUUUCAGCAAAAAGGUUGUCCGUUAUGACACAAACACUGGUAUGUUGAUAUUUGAUUACGGACCAUUUAAUUUUGCUAGAAUUGUUCCUCUUACAUCCUGA
Saccostrea cuccullata (small rock oyster) is the source of this 860-nucleotide messenger RNA. RefSeq names its product regucalcin-like. The record is from RefSeq and is a predicted model, not a curated record. Gene Ontology annotation, molecular function: calcium ion binding; gluconolactonase activity. Gene Ontology annotation, biological process: L-ascorbic acid biosynthetic process. Bases 102 to 860 code for a protein of 252 amino acids. The transcript is spliced from 5 exons. Lineage: Eukaryota; Metazoa; Mollusca; Bivalvia; Ostreida; Ostreidae.